Molecule: messenger RNA, 1013 nt
Organism: Spodoptera frugiperda (fall armyworm)
Lineage: Eukaryota; Metazoa; Arthropoda; Insecta; Lepidoptera; Noctuidae
Exons: 5
Coding region: 156-926 (256 amino acids)
Source: RefSeq, a predicted model, not a curated record
UUUCCCAAUUAUAAUAUGUCUGUGUUUAUUAUCAUUUCAUUUGGACUUAGUUUUAGGAUAACAGCGGGCGUCGAUUGGUUCCAAAUUUUGGAUUAUGUAAAAUAGUAUAAUAUUUAACCACAGUGUUGUGUUUCAACUACACUCAACAUAGUAUCAUGAUGAGGAGCUUCAUCAUCAUCACAGUGCUGUCAGCACUCGCAGCCUGCUGUAGUGCUGCUGUUCUUGAGGACGAGGAGAAGAUGAUUCAUAUUGUAUACGAUGAACAGUUUCCUAAUGGAACGAUUGUGUCCGACGCAGAGUUUGAUGCCAGAUUUAAAAGUGUAACACCAUUAGCCGAAUGGCGAGCUCUAUCGCCGGCAAUCUCUCGACAAGAGCAGACAAUGGGUUUGACGUACACCGGUGAUCCCGGAGAUUUAAUAUCAAGAAUUACUUUUACUCAAUACGGAAAACCUCGAGUUCAUUAUACUCAAUUAAUGAGAAGUACCAUUUCAAUUGUAAUUACAUCUCGAUCUGGUGUAGGACUUAACUCACUAGUGCAGAUAAUGAGGAGCUUCAUCAUCAUCACAGUGCUGUUAGCGCUCGUAGCCUGCUGUAGUGCUACUGCCCUCUCGAGACAAGAAGACGGUUACAUCACAACUACCGAGUACGAGAAUGGAACGAUUGUCAACGGUGCAGACUUGGAAUUUUCAAACGUGAUAACUUUAUUAUCCGAGUGGCGUUGUGAAGCUCCGUCAAUAGCUGGCCAGUCGCAGACCAUUACAUUGAAAUAUGUAGGUGAUACCAGCGAAAGAAUAGUGAGAAGAGUCACAUCUAUCUUCGGCGACCCUCACGUACAGCAGACUCCACUGGGAAGUAAUAUCUAUGAAAUGACUCUCACUUCGCGUCCCGGUGUGAGAAUAUCUGCUAGUUUCCAUAUAUACGGGUAAAUAGGUCUUGGAGUUUGUUCGCAAACUUCACUGUACCCAUAUACUGCUAUGCCUGUAUAUUGUUAUCUUAAGCCAACACUUAUACUA